Mytilus trossulus (common blue mussel) is the source of this 836-nucleotide messenger RNA. RefSeq names its product sarcoplasmic calcium-binding protein-like. The transcript has 2 exons. Bases 100 to 735 code for a protein of 211 amino acids. Gene Ontology annotation, molecular function: calcium ion binding. The record is from RefSeq and is a predicted model, not a curated record. NCBI's taxonomy places the organism in Eukaryota, Metazoa, Mollusca, Bivalvia, Mytilida, Mytilidae.
CACGAUCCUUGAAGGAAUAGUUUGGAACUGGAAGUGGUGACAAGUGUUCGUUCAUAACAUCUGAACGUUGCUACCCAAACAGGAACUGGAUGUACCACCAUGCACGUGCUUUCCCGCCAAUUUAUCAAUGAUGUCCCAAAGACCGAUUUGAAUUUUAAAAGUACAAACCAGGAGAAUGAACUUAAAACUUACUACACUCACAGGAAAAUGGAAUAUUUAAAGAGGAAGUGGACUUUGUGGUACAAGUCUCUCGAUGUUAACCAUGAUGGUAGUGUCUCUUUUGAUGAUGCGCAAGAGUGCCAACGUAAAUUUCUAGAGCUGAACCAACUAACAUCAGAGAAAACGGAGCAAGUUAAGGCUGAUGUAGAAAAAUGGUGGACAACUUUCAUUUUGCCAUCAAAAGAUGCCACGAUAACGCUUGAAAUAUUUCUUAAGAGAUUAGAAGACGAAUACAAAAGCGACAAGGAAGCCUUUGUCCAGAAGAUGAAUACAUGUUUCAGCACAAUAUUUCACGUCUUCGACACGAAUGCCGAUAGAGAAAUAUCAGUAGAUGAACAAAUCAUGUAUUUCAAAGCAUUUGGGCAAGACAACGAGAAACCGUUUAGACAAGCUUUUGUUUUAAUGGAGCCUAAAAAUGAUACAAUUCCUUUGCAACAGGUUGUAAAUGCUUGGGUACAGUUUACAACAUGUGAUGACGAAACGAAGAAAGACGUUAUCAAGGAAUCUUUCGAGUAGAAAAGUCGUAAAGUGUAUAGAUUUUAAUGGAUUUGACUAUUGUAGAUGAGAUUAUCUAAUGAAGGGAAUAUACUAAAAUCAUUAAAAAAUAUUUGCCAGUU